AUGCGCUCAUCUUCGAUUGCCCUCUUCGCAGUGUCUGCGCUUGCGCAGACUCAAUAUGGCGAGAACCAUGUCAAUGUAAACCUUGACUCGCAGCUUGUGGAGCAGACAGCCUUUCCAGCGCCGGAUGUGACACUCCUGAGUCCGGCGUUCUUGCCGAACGCCUCGUUUGAUCCGGGCUGGACAGAGGGAACCGAAGGCGCAACCUCCCAAUACAAGUUGGAGGAAUUCAUAAGCGGCCUUGCGACAAAGAACCCUUCAUGGAUGACCUACGACGUAGCCGACUUCCUGAGCGAGGAGGGCAAGACAUUCCCAUACGUCUACCUAUCAACGUCAGCAUCAAAUGCAUCUACUGGUUACGCCACCUCUGAGAAGUUGAGAGUAUGGAUUCAAGGCUCAGUUCAUGGUAACGAGCCGGCAGGCGAUGAGGCUACUUUGGCCCUCCUCGGUGCCAUGGACAGCGAUCCAGAUUGGGCUGCCAGCUUCCUUGAAAAGAUGGACAUCAUCGUGUUACCACGCUACAACCCGGAUGGAAACGCUUACUUCCAGCGCACCUUGGCCACAAACUUCGACCCGAACCGCGACCACACGAAGCUUGCGCGCCAGCAGACCCGUGAUAUAAAAACAUGGUUCAGCAGCUUUUCCCCACAUAUCGCCAUUGACAUGCACGAGUAUGGUGCCGCAACACGCUACUCUGGCAACUAUAGUAAUGCUGCAGAUGGCAUGUACAGCGCAGCCAAGAACCUCAACAUCCAUCCAUCCAUCCGCGCGCUCUCCGAGACGGUCUUUGCUCCUGCCAUCAAUGCGUCUCUCCUCUCCCAAGGUCUACGUGGUGAACCCUACGUCACCGCUGCGCGAACAAACCCACCUCGGCUUGAGGAAGCAGGAACCGAUGCGAAGAUUGGACGCAACGCAAUGGGACUGACACAAUGCGUAACGUUUCUCUUCGAAACACGCGGUAUCGGUAUUGCAAGCCAAGAGUUCAAACGUCGCACCCUCGCAGGAUUGCAGAUGAUUCUUGGUGUGCUGGAGACUGCUCGUGAUGAGCCUGAUGUCAAGGGAACUAUCGAAGGGGCCAUUUCAGAGAUCAUCACUAGCAAGGAGGACAUCGUUAUUACCGACUACACCACCUUUUCGAACCGCACGUACACCAUGGUCGAUCGUCGAACAGGUGAGGUAGUCCAACUACCCAUUGAGUUCGCCAGCACUACGCCUGCGACUGCCAACAUGACCCGCACCCGGCCUGAAGGGUACUUUGUUCCUCGCGCUUGGGCUGACCUCGCCGAGCGUCUCAAGAUCUCUGGACUUGAGGUCGAGACCAUGCCUGAGGUGUUCCACGGAGAGGUUGAGGCAUACAACAUCACUUCUUCAAGCCUCGCUUCAUCGUACUACGAGGGCGCUAUUCUCAACACCGUGACCACGGAGACACUUAUUCAAGAUGUUCAACUUCCGGCAGGUAGCUUCUUCGUGAGCAGUGCGCAGAAGAAUGCAGGACUAGCUUUUGUCGCGCUGGAGCCUGAGAACAUCGAUUCUUAUGUGUCCUUUGGCAUUGUGCCUAUGGAGGUUGGAGAUAUAUAUCCCAUUUUCAGGAAGGGUUGA
Molecule: messenger RNA, 1596 nt
Organism: Alternaria burnsii
Lineage: Eukaryota; Fungi; Ascomycota; Dothideomycetes; Pleosporales; Pleosporaceae
Product: zn-dependent exopeptidase
Exons: 3
Coding region: 1-1596 (531 amino acids)
Biological process (GO): proteolysis
Molecular function (GO): metallocarboxypeptidase activity; zinc ion binding
Source: RefSeq, a predicted model, not a curated record